This is a messenger RNA of Gaeumannomyces tritici R3-111a-1, 1255 nucleotides long. Its product is annotated as Ser/Thr protein phosphatase. The record is from RefSeq and is a predicted model, not a curated record. The coding region runs from base 120 to 638 and encodes 172 amino acids. NCBI's taxonomy places the organism in Eukaryota, Fungi, Ascomycota, Sordariomycetes, Magnaporthales, Magnaporthaceae. Gene Ontology annotation, molecular function: hydrolase activity. The transcript is spliced from 2 exons.
GAUUCGCACCUUCAGCCCCAGGUACAUGGUGAUUGUGAUCUAAAUAUUUGAAGUCUAAUUCCAUCCCUAAUCCAACAACCCUAUACCUUUUCAUCACCACCAUCCGCAAAAUCACCACCAUGGCGCUGCAGAUCCUUUCCGACCUGCACCUCGAGGCGCCCAAGGGCUACGACAUAUUCGAUAUCGUGCCCCGCGCGCCCUACCUCGCGCUGCUCGGCGACAUCGGCACCGUCGGCCCCCACAGGGCCGAGCUCCUCGCCUUCCUCACCGCCCAGCUGCGGCAGUUCCGCGCCGUCCUGUUCGUGCCCGGCAACCACGAGGCGUACCACGCCACCUGGCCCGACGCCCUCGCGGCGCUGCGCGACUUUGAGCGCCUCGUGCGCGCGGACGCCUCGCUCGGCGACUUCGUCCUGCUCGACCGCGCCGUCUUCCGCCCCCGGGGCGACGACGGCGGCCGUGGCGGCAGUGGCGGCGGCGGCGGGCCCCCGGGCCCCGUCGUCGUCCUCGGCUGCAGCCUCUUCUCCGCCGUCCCCGCCGAGAGCGCCGACGCCGUGGGCCACGGGCUGAACGAUUUCUACCAGACCGGCAGCGGCUGGGACGUCGCGGCGCACAACGCGGCGCACGACCGCGACCUGUAGUGGCUCAACGCCCAGGUCGACGCGCUGGAAAACGACCCGGCCGUCGAGAGCAUCGUGGUGCUGACGCACUGGAGCCCAACGCGCGAUCCCCGCGCGGCGGACCCACGCCAUGCCAACAGCGCCAUUGCCAGCGCAUUCGCGACCGAUCUUUCGGGCGAGAAGUGCUUCAGAAGCGCAAAGGUCAGGCUCUGGGCCUUCGGCCAUACUCACUGGAAUUGCGACUUCACAGUCGAGAGGCGGGAUGCCGGUCCGCUGCGGUUGGUCACCAAUCAGAGGGGAUAUUAUUUCUCUCAAGCUCAAGCAUUUGACGCUGCAAAAACAAUGGAAAUUUGAAGCCACGACAUAUGGCGAAGCACAUUGGAUACACUAUUCACAUAGGCGUGGUACAGUUAGUGGAGGUGACUACAGGUGUCUGUCUGCUCACGGCUAUUGGCUCAUUCUAUUCAUUUUCUAGGCACAUCCCAAAGCCUCCUUCAGCUCCUGGGUCCAUUGACGCACGGAUUUGGCCAUACUGUCACUGCGAAUCUCUGCAUAAAAGCUCCGAAGCGGUUCCGGAAGCUUGUCACUCUCCAGAAACCCAUCGCUGUCAACGUAUAGCUCCACGUAUGCAAUCAUAG